Messenger RNA from Lodderomyces pseudojiufengensis, 2052 nucleotides. RefSeq names its product tRNA modification protein (gene MTO1). Gene Ontology annotation, biological process: tRNA methylation; tRNA wobble uridine modification. The record is from RefSeq and is a predicted model, not a curated record. The transcript has a single exon. Gene Ontology annotation, molecular function: flavin adenine dinucleotide binding. NCBI's taxonomy places the organism in Eukaryota, Fungi, Ascomycota, Pichiomycetes, Serinales, Debaryomycetaceae. Bases 1 to 2052 code for a protein of 683 amino acids. Gene Ontology annotation, cellular component: cytosol.
AUGUUUCCAUUAAGAAUAUCACGUAAUGAAAUAAGGUCAAAGUUAUGUCAUCAAAGACGAUCAAUAACUAUCAACAGUGAUCUACGAAAUAAACUAAAUGAAUCAAAAUUACAUCCUGUGGUUAUAAUUGGAGGUGGACAUGCAGGUUGCGAAGCUGCUACAGGUUCUGCGAGAUCUGGAACCGCUACGACGUUGAUAACACCCGAAAUAAGUAAAAUAGGUACAGCAUCUUGUAAUCCAUCUAUGGGUGGUGUAGGAAAGGGAACUUUAUUAAGAGAAGUUGACGCAUUAGAUGGUGUAAGUUCAAGAAUUACAGAUAAAGCAGGAAUACAUUUCAGGAUACUUAAUGCAUCAAAAGGUCCUGCAGUGCAUGGUCCAAGAGCUCAAAUUGAUAGGAAAAUAUAUCUUAAAGAGAUGCAAAAUGAAAUAUGUAAUUAUAAAAAUUUAUCAAUCAUAGAGGCACAAGUCAAAGAUAUCAUAAUUGAGCCAACUCAUUCUGAGGAUCAUAAUGGAAGAAAAUACGGUAAAGUUAAAGGCUUAGUUCUUGAAGAUGGAAGAAUACUACGAUGUGAAAAAAUAGUUGUCACUACUGGUACAUUUUUAGGUGGAGAAAUACAUAUUGGGUUAAAAGCAUUUCCAUCAGGUAGAAUGGGUGAGAAAGCUACUUUUGGCUUAUCGGAGACAUUUAAAGAAGCUGGUUUCAGACUAGGACGAUUAAAAACAGGAACUCCAGCUAGAUUAUCAGCUAAAACAAUUGAUUUCUCAAAUAUGAUCGAACAACCAUCGGAUUUCCCACCACAACCAAUGUCUUAUGUGAAUGACAAAGUAGACUUAGAAGAUCAAUUAGUGAAAUGUUAUCAAACACAAACUACUCCUGAAUUUCAUUCAAUGAUUGCAGCAAAUUUGGAUAAAUCUAUACAUAUACGAGAGACAGUUAAAGGUCCAAGAUAUUGUCCAAGUAUAGAAUCAAAAGUGAUAAAAUUUCCACAAAAGCAAUUUCAUACAGUUUGGUUGGAACCUGAAGGUCUUGAUACUGAUUUGAUUUAUCCAAAUGGAAUUUCAUGUACUAUGCCCGAAGAAAUACAAGAAAAAUUAGUCAAAUUAAUGCCAGGUUGUGAGAAUGUAAAAAUGGUUCAACCAGGUUAUGGAGUUGAAUAUGAUUAUGUUGAUCCAAGAGAAUUGAAAAAUACUUUGGAGACAAAACUCGUCGAUGGGUUAUAUUUAGCAGGUCAAAUUAAUGGAACCACUGGUUAUGAAGAAGCUGCAUCUCAGGGUUGUAUAGCAGGUAUUAACGCUGGUCUUUCAUAUUUGAAGAAACCAUUGUUGGAAUUAAGAAGAUCCGAUGGUUAUAUUGGUGUUUUGAUCGAUGAUCUCAUCACCAAGGGAGUGGAAGAACCAUAUAGAAUGUUUACAUCAAGGUCUGAAUUUAGGGUGUCUAUUAGAUCAGAUAACGCGGAUAUUAGACUUACUAAAUUGGGUUAUGAUUUGGGAGUAGUUGGUGAAAAGAGAUAUAAACACUUUGAAAAUGAGUAUAAUCAAUUUAUAAACAUCAAGAAUCAUUUGAAAAGUUUGAAGUUGUCUGGGAAAACAUGGUCCCCUGUUUUAUCAGGAGCUACUACUGAUUUGAAAUCAUCAACUCAUGUUGACGGUUGGAAACUUUUAUCGUACAAAGGAGUUUCAAUAAAUAAUUUGUUACCACAUAUUGACAAAUUUGUUGACGGAGUCCCUGAGUUUUAUCAAAAUUUAACAAGAAGAUUGAAAAAUCGUAUAGACGUUGAAAGUGAUUAUGAGCCAUUCAUGUUUAAAGAGAAAAGUCAUUUAAAUGCAUAUGAAGCAGACGAAAAUUUAUUACUACCUACAAAUUUCAAUUAUACUAAUGAAGGUAAUUUGAAGAUCUCAUAUGAAGCUUGUUCAAUUUUAAAUACUAUUCAACCUCAAACAAUAGGUCAAGCUCGUAGAAUACAAGGUAUAACUCCGACAACUAUCUUUGAGCUUUUAAAAUUGAUUAAAACCCAUAGACACUUGACAUCAGCCAACAUACAAUCAGGUUAG